Pygocentrus nattereri (red-bellied piranha) is the source of this 4109-nucleotide messenger RNA. Its product is annotated as protein sprouty homolog 3. The record is from RefSeq and is a predicted model, not a curated record. The coding region runs from base 627 to 1478 and encodes 283 amino acids. Gene Ontology annotation, cellular component: membrane; cytosol. Gene Ontology annotation, biological process: negative regulation of fibroblast growth factor receptor signaling pathway; negative regulation of Ras protein signal transduction; negative regulation of MAP kinase activity. The transcript has 2 exons. NCBI's taxonomy places the organism in Eukaryota, Metazoa, Chordata, Actinopteri, Characiformes, Serrasalmidae.
CUCUGUCUGUCAUCCUCUCUCACUCACACAGACACAUAGCCCUCUGAGAGCGAAUGGAUGAGCGCAAGAAAGCACUGACCAGAGAGAAGGAGAAAAAGAAAGAGAGCGUGCGAGUGAGACAAUCCAGCGCUCACACUUUUAGCUCAUACUGAGACUAGACAAACCGCAGAUCAACCGCUCUCCAGCUGUAUGUGGAAGCGCUCCUAAGCUCUGCUCUACCAUUCACUUUACUCUGGGACCUUUUUUAAUUAUUUUUUGUGGGUGUGUUAUUAAUUGGGAUAUUUUGUAUGACAUGUUGCCUUCUUUUCUGAGAGAAUCCUCACUUUCAUUUCGGAGUGCUGCUCUUUUUUUUUGGCUUUUGGCACAGUCCUUGAGGAAUGAUUGAGCAGGGAGGAUAGCCUGUACGCGUGGGACCCCUGAAAAAAAAAAAACAAAAACAAAAAAAGUGUCUGAAGGGACAAAGCUGACUGAGUGGCCCCAGCACAAAGGAGAAGGAAGUAAAAGAAAUCAAAAGUACUUUCUUGUGUUUCGCAAUGGAUCUCCCUCCAUUCAGAGGUUUAUCUGAUGUACCCUGAUAGGCGUGAGCCUUAUAUCCAAGUCUCUCCCUUGGUGGCCGUAGUGACAUUAUGGAUCCAGCACCUCCUCUCAGGAUGGACCGUGAUGGCUUGGACCUCCAGCAGGUUUCUGUGUUGUCCAUAGACCAGAUCCGCUCAAUAAGGGCCAGCAAUGACUAUGUGGAACGGCCAGUGGCUCUAGAGCCUGCCACUCAGGUGGGUGUCUUCUAUACUCACGAUGAGCGGCAUCCUCAGAUCCCUCGCAGUCAGAGUCAGCACCAACAUGUCCACCUGGCACACUUGAGCCGCUCUAGUACCAUCAGCUCCAUGUCCCGUGGAAGUGCUGCUUCUGACCAAAGACUUCUUUCAGGAUUAACCCCCUCUCAUUCUGGCCUGGCCACAGUUGUGCGCUCUCAGCCUAAGGGUGAUCUGAAACCAGACUCAUUAGGUAAAGGCUUGGCCGACGGAGAGGAUUUAGGCUUGCAUCUUUUCAUCUGCGAACGCUGUAGUCGCUGCAAAUGCCAGGAGUGUUGUGCCCCUCGCAGCCUGCCCUCCUGCUGGGCCUGUGGCCAGCGGUGCCUGUGCUCGGCUGAGAAUGCUGUGGAGUAUGGCACCUGUCUGUGUUGUGUAAAGGGCCUGUUUUACCACUGCUCUGCAGAUGACGAGGACAACUGUGCCGAUCGGCCCUGCUCCUGCGCCCCGGCUCAUGCCUGCACCCGUUGGGGCACCAUGACCCUCCUGGCUCUUUGCUUGCCCUGCUUAUGCUGCUAUCCUCCCGCCAAGCUGUGCCUCACCCUGUGCCAGCGAAGCUAUGACCGUGCCACCCGGCCCGGAUGCCGCUGCAGCAACACCAACACUGUGUGCCGCAAGAUCUCUGCCUCCAACCCCACGCCUUUCCGCAAGACCUUAGAGAAACCAGUAUGACACCGAGAUGCCCCAAUACCCACCACUGCAGCCCCCCAUUCUGCAUUCCCCUGAGGAGACACUUCUGAUCAGGAAGCAAUCAGAGAAUUCUGCUGAACUUGCUGACCUCUGCCCAACCAAUCAGGCCUUCCUGCAUCAAGUGCAAAAAAGAGAGCUUUGGUUAAUUUUUUUAAAUGCAAAACUUGUCUAUUUAUUUAUUUAUUUGAUUUUUCUGGGUAGAAUACUUGGUCCAAUGUGAUCCAUACACCACUUUUGCAGGGAGUUAGCUAUCAGAACAAAAUUUGGUGGUGUGUUGGGUUAAUGUAUCUUCUGAGCAUAGAAGUCCUGGUGGUCUAUGGGGAGUCAAGCUCCAUGUUAGAAAUCAUCCUCGGCAUCCAGAAUGGACAAACUAGUGGCUGACAUUUCAUCUUACACAGAACAGGGGCUCUAUCAGGGUUAGAAAAAACAGCCUAACCAAAAACAAUGACUAAAUGAAUCAAAACCACUUUGGACACCAAAAAGGGACCAUUAAAGGCAGAUGAAGCUCAUUGAGGAAGGAAGUGUGAGAGAUGGUCUUCAAAAGAAAGACAGUGGGAUAUGAAUAGUGGAUGUGUGUGAAAGAGAUGUAAGGUGUAUGCGCAUGUGUAUGCAGUCGCAGGCUUGUGUCUGCUGUCAGCAGAAGCCUUCCUUUUUAUUUUUAGAGAAGCUGCUCUGAAAGACAAAGUGUCUGGUCAGGUUUCCAGCCAAGGGCAGCCUGACGCCAGCCUCUCCCGAGUGCACUCGCGUCCUCACCAUUCCAUCCCCCCUCUCCUGCCUACUGCGCUUUCCGAUUUCCAGUAGCAGAAUUCUUGCCCUGUGCUAUCUCCAACUGUGCAAUGGGACCAAAUGCAAAUCAGUCAUCAUACAUUCCCAGAACAAAGCCUCAGUCAUGGAUGGUCCUCACCAAAGACUAUAAAACUCCUCUCUUGUUUUUCUGCUGCUUUCAGGGUGACGCAUUACGCAAGGCCUUAGCAAAGAACUCUCAGACAAAAUGGCCAGAAAAUGUCCAAGACCACUUAAGGUUGGAGUACAAAGGAGGAGCUUCAGAUCAUAGUUUAACCUCAGAACAGCAUCAGUGAAAGAGCUACCAAGGAUAACCUCUGUGGUCAUACAAUUAUAAGCACAGACUUAACCAAUUGGCUUCUAAGUCACUACAGUGUCACUGAGUGGCUUUGGGCACUUUGCAGGACAUGAGGACAUAGAAGAGCUUGAAACAUGCGACAGGAAGACAGAACUGCAUUGUGACAGGGGCUUGAUCACCUGGCCAGAAUGAAACAGAGCACCAUACUUGGGAACAAGGUGAAACAGAUGCACUGAUAAUCCAAAACUGGGAUAAAAAAAUGAAAUCAAAUCUGUUUCAAGCGUGUGUGUUCUCCCCCUUAUAUGCACACUGAUCCUUGUUAGAGUUCCUUUGCUAUAUUUUUGUAAGUACGUAGGAUUGUUAUUGUAUUUGUAUUUUUAUUCUAUUUGUUUUAAUCUGGUUAUUAUUAUUACCGUUAUUUUCUAUUACCAUCCAACAUUAACUUUAAAUCAGAGGCCUGACUAACACUUAAAACUAACCUUAAAGCUGGCUUUGUAUUGUGGGGGAGAGGUCCUUCGUGGUGAACAUUUGCUUUACAUUACAGUGCUGUGAUCGCCCUAUAAUGAUCUUAAUAAUUACUGUGUAAUUGGGUUGUAUUUUUUCACUGUUACAAAAUUGCAAACCCUUAGCACAUUUGCCUCUUUCAUGACCUUAAAUACAAUCCUCCGAGGCAAGUAAGGGUGGAACUACUAUUUAAGUGAAGAGCAACUGUGAUUAAAUUCGGCACUCAUUACACUGUAUUUAUCCAAGAAGGACGUGAUAGCAGCGUAACGUAAGAUCCUCUUUGGGGAUUUCACAUUGUAUGCUCAUUUUUGAGGUGCAGAGACUCAUUUAACAUAUAACACAAGUUAUUAUCCUCCUGAAAAUACCUGGUAUCUGUAUUCACCAAACGUCCAUGUGUUCAAGCAUAUUUACUCUUUGGCUUUUAUAAUAGUUACUGAUUCACAGUCAAAUAAUGCACCUUAAAAAUGUCACGCUCUGCUUGAUCUAAGAAGCCAGAGAGGAAAAAGUCGAAAUUACCCACAAUGUGAAACCGUGAUGAGGUACCUCUCCUCCAUGGUUAUAUCCCAACAAUCUCUCCAAGGAGGGGUCAUAUUGUAGGGAUGGGUGCAGUGUAUAGGUACAAGCAUUUUACAGGAAUGCCUAACUGGUGCUGACCGCAGCCUCUAAGUUAAUCACUAAAGGUUUCCCCAUAUUGUAUUCAUAAAUAUUGCUUUGGUACAAUUGGCAUCUUGUAAGUUGUGAAAGAAUUAAAGAAGAAUAUAUGGACAUAUAUAUAGAAAUCUAUACAAAUGAAUAUAUUAUAUAUAUAUAAAAUAUAUAUAUACAUUUUACACAUUUUCUUCUGUUGCCGACAAGUUAUCGAUUAAGUCACAGAUAUUUAUUUAAAUGGUUGCGAGGAAAGAUAAAUAUUUAUUUAUGGUGAAUGAUGCGAUGAAAUGACCCUUGUAAUGAUUUCAACUUUUUUGUUGGAGUGGCGUGGUGGGUGUGGCCUUAUGGCUGAGGACAACAAAUAAAAGGAGUUUUCAAAU